This is a messenger RNA of Tetranychus urticae (two-spotted spider mite), 2187 nucleotides long. RefSeq lists its product as uncharacterized. The record is from RefSeq and is a predicted model, not a curated record. NCBI's taxonomy places the organism in Eukaryota, Metazoa, Arthropoda, Arachnida, Trombidiformes, Tetranychidae. Gene Ontology annotation, molecular function: extracellular matrix structural constituent conferring tensile strength. Gene Ontology annotation, biological process: extracellular matrix organization.
ACCAAGAACGAUGAAUAAGAAAGUUGAAAGUCAGUGAUAGAUAAUCUCUCAGAUCACAUUCAAUUGUUGUCAAAAUUUCAAGUUAAAUAUAGUUAUAAUUGUGCAAAGAUAUUCAUAAUCUUUUUGGACUAAUUGCUACAAAAUAUUGAUGAUUUAUUCCUAAUAUUAUGAUUGGCGUUUUGUUCAUCUUUCAAUUGAUACUCAGCCAUUUCGUAAUAUCAAUAACCUCAAAUUCACCAUGUUUAAUUGGUAAUGAAAAGGGUGAUGAUGAUUUACCUGCUUACGAUUUCAUCCGACUGUUUGGUCUGGAUAAUCCAGAUUUCGAGUUUCCUGGAGUGAAAAAAGUCCGUGGCUCAAGUGAUUAUCAAAUUGCCUACCGAUUAUCACGUAGAUCUGAUCUAAUUUUACCAACAAGGAAAAUAUUCCCAUUUGGUAUUCCAAAUGAAUUUUCAUUUGUUUGCUCCUUUCGACAACGUCCAUCGAAAACAGAGGCUUGGGAGUUAAUAAAGAUCUCUGAUAGUUCUGGGUUACCUCAGUUGGCUGUUAAAUUUAUUCCGAUCCACCGUAAACUUGAGUUGAGUUUAGCUUCAUUCAACCAAAGUAUCGAGAAGAUUAGCUUUACCAAUGUGACAAGCAAUGAUGGACUCUGGCAUAAGAUUGCUAUUGGUUUGACUAAGGAUCGGGCAACUUUACAUCAUAAUUGUGCAGAGCACAGUUUUCAAAGUAUUGUACCGAUUAACAGUUUGGAUUAUCAAGGAAACUUAAUGGUCGCUAAAUUUGCCGAUGAAUCAACAACUGUUCCUCUUGAUCUUCAAUGGAUGGUUCUUAACUGCGAUGUUACUCAAAGUUCGAAGGAAACUUGCGAUGAAUUACCAGACGCCGUUGAGCCACCUAAAUUCAUACCAAUACCAGAAGAGUGUAGAGCUUGUCCUCCAGGUCAACCAGGAAUGAGAGGAUUACCGGGCGAGCAAGGACCUCCAGGAAAGGAUGGACCAGAGGGACAAACAGGAGAGACUGGGUCGCCUGGUAAACCUGGACAAAAGGGCGAACAAGGUUUUACAGGAAUUCCUGGUUUAUCUGGCAGCAAAGGUGAACCAGGAAUGACGGGAGAAAAAGGCAACACUGGAUCUCCUGGUGUUGAAGGACCUGUCGGUCCACCAGGGGCUAAAGGUGAUAUUGGUCCUCCUGGUUUACCGGCUGAAUUAGGUUCGAAAGGUGACAAAGGUGAUCAAGGCGAACCAGGAGAACCAGGAAAAUCAGGUCCUAAAGGAGAACCAGGAAAUUCUGGUGAACCUGGUCAAGAAGGAUCAACAGGACCUAUUGGUCCACCAGGCGAACCUGGACAAAGGGGUGAAAAAGGUGAAUCUGGUCUUCCAGGACCUCCUGGUCCAGUUGGCUCACCUGGACCACCAGGAAUCAUAGUUUCAGAGAGAAAUGAAAACAAAUCAGAUGUUCAAUUGACUGAGAAUGAAAUUAGGCAAAUUUGUAUGUCAUUGAUUAAAGAGUUUGCUAGCAAUUUUAAUGGAACACCUCAUGAGCCAGGUCCGCCAGGUCCACCAGGACUACCAGGACCAGUAGGACCAACGGGACCUCAAGGAUCUCCUGGACAAGAAGGACCGCCAGGUCCACCAGGUAGACCUGGAAGGGGUAGAAUCGGAAAGCCUAGCGAUCGUUCAGGUCCACCAGGUCCACCAGGAUCACCAGGAUUACAAGGCGAAAGAGGUUAUCCAGGUUUACCAGGAGUACCAGGGCCAAAAGGUUCAACUGGCGAAAAGGGUGAUAAAGGUGACCGAGGAAAUGAUGGAAUCGGCAUUGAAGGACCCAUUGGAGCUCCGGGUAACCCUGGUCCACCAGGUACUCCAGGAGUCGGUCUUCCUGGUCCAGCCGGAGAACCAGGUCCACCUGGACAGGUUGGUGCUCCAGGACCACAAGGAUAUGCUGGUGAACAAGGUCCUCCUGGCUAUUGUGAGCAAUGUCCACCACUGUUAAUACCAAAUCAAGAGAAAGGACCGGGUUGACUCACAAUUUAGAAACAUGAAAAUGAUUAUUUUACCAAUGCUGAAAGUCCUCGGUAUAAGAUUUUUCUGAAUAUAACUUGGAUUUUAUGGCUUUUUUGUACAAAUUUAUAAUUUCAUUGAUUAUAACUUUUUAGUUUUGCUCAAAAAUAAAUCAAACAAUUAUGCGAUA